Molecule: messenger RNA, 1437 nt
Organism: Corylus avellana
Lineage: Eukaryota; Viridiplantae; Streptophyta; Magnoliopsida; Fagales; Betulaceae
Source: RefSeq, a predicted model, not a curated record
AUGGUGGACACCUUCCAAUUUGAUGCAUAUGCAUCACCCGCUGAAACUACUAGCAUUCAAAAACUCAACCAGAAUGAUAAGAUAGGAUCCUUGGGGCAAGAAUCAAAACCAACAUUAUUGGCCAUGGAACCUGGACAUGGAAGCAAAAUUGAUAUUAAUAUCCUUGAUGGGGCUGAUCUUUCCAUUCCAAAAAAAGGCUUAAGUCCAUCAUCAUCAUCAUCCAAAUCAAUUACAGAACCUGGACAUGGCAGCAAAACUGAUACUGAUCAUUUGAUGGCAUAUCCUACUACCAAUCUUGGUGAACCAGAUCUUUCUCUCCCAAGCAAAAAGCUAAGCCCCUCAUCCUCAUCAUCAUCGUCUGCAUCUGAAUCUUCGCCUCAAGAUACCUUCGAGUUGGGUGCAAAUGCAGUCACUAAUUUUUCCUCAGAUGCUUUUAGUAUCUUCAAACUUGACAAGGACAAUGAGAUAGGGGCUUUGGAGCCUGAUCUUUCUAUGAACAAAAAGUUAGAGCCCUUGUUACCACUAUCGUCAUCUGACGAGCACUUAGAAACGAGUGCAAGUGCAGCCAACAAGUCUUCUUCAGGAAACACAAGCCCUCAAUUAGCUUCGGAUUAUAACAAGAAGGAUAUUCCAAAUACCUCCAAUAAACAAUCUAGCCAUGGAUUGGCAGGGGCGCCAUCACCAAUAGUAGUUUUAGGGCAUAGUAAUGAAUUGAACUUAAAAGAGAAGUCAGCCACACAAAUUCCUCCAGUGCAAGUGAUGGAUCGAAGUGGUGAUUCUGCUUCUGCUCCAUAUAGGAUUCCAUCUUAUGUCUUUGCUAGAACUAAAUCUACAGCUCCAAUGGAAUGGAGUCUCAAUUCAAAUGAAUCAUUGUUUAGCAUUCACACGGGAAACAUGAGCUUCACCAGAGAACAACUCUACUGGAUGAGUAAAUCUGGUGAGCUGGAUAAGCCUGCAGGUGAAGUAGCCAUAUCUGCUGCUCCUCAGUUGAUUGACUUGUCAAGUAACCAGCCACCUCCAACCAACAAAUCAACUGAAGUUGACCAAAAAAUAGCUACUUUGAAUGAAGGAUUUGAAGUAAAUGAAGGAAAAGCUGCGGCAACAAUGAGGGAGGUUAUAAAGGAAAAUGAAGAAGACUCUAGUAAAGAAAGUUCAUCUACUGCAGAAGGACCAUCUAAUUCAGCUAGCAUUUCAAAUGGGAGUACGAAGUCUUUUGCUUUUCCAAUAUUGACAGGGGAUGGUUCUCUGAAGUUAGGUUCAGGGAGGCAAAAGAAACAGUCAAAAUCAAAGCAACUUUCGCGGCCACAGUCUCAGCCACAAACCCCUAAAGAAUCACCAAAUGAAGCUCGAACGACCCCUAAAGCAGCCCCAUCUUUGGCUCAUGGCAAAUGGCUAUCUUGCUUCUCUUGUUGCCCAUUUUGUUCUUUAGGACAUUGA